Molecule: messenger RNA, 387 nt
Organism: Rodentolepis nana
Lineage: Eukaryota; Metazoa; Platyhelminthes; Cestoda; Cyclophyllidea; Hymenolepididae
Source: the annotation of a GenBank genome assembly
AUGUACAGUCACAAUGGCAACUUCCCCUUUGUUUGUCAAGUUUGCCACAAGGGCUUCCCCACCAAGUUUCGAUUGAGGAGUCAUGAUGGCAAACAUGGUGAAUUUUCCAUGCAUUCGAGCAUUUCCCAACACUCAGAAGGCAGAGAAGGCGAGUCCUCCAAUACACCACCUACCUCGAUGCGUGUGCACCGUCCAAGUGAACCAAGUACUUCACACGCCAACUACAGAGCAGAUGACCCAACUGAUGGCACUGACACCCGCCAAUCACCAAUCAAAAUGGCUCUCUUUACCCACUCGCUCAUCAACGAACCCACUUCGUCUUCACCUCAACUCGCCUCUCAGCCUACUCCCUCUCAUGAAGAAGAAGAAGAAGAAGAUCGUUCCUAG